AUGGCUGAAUCCGCUUCAGCAGCAAACCAGCCUUGCCAUACCCGCUCCAUCAGCUUGCCCUCGAGAUCUCACCCUGCUGCACUCAGGGCAGAAGAAGAGCUGCACAAGUUAAGAUCUUCUAUGGCUUCACCCUCUUCGACGCCGGAGAAGAUGUGCGACGGGUUGAGGAGGCUCGAAGGCGUGUACGAGUCCGUCAACCAGCAGAUCCUCAUCCAUCCACUGCAAAGGAGAUGGGCGGAAGAAGAAACGGAUGGGUGUAUCAGAUUGUUGGACGUGUGCAGCGCAGUGAAGGAUCGCUUGACUGCCAUGAGAGAGCACAUCCGAGAUCUUCAGCUGGCUCUUAGAAAGAACGACGAGGCAGCGAUCGUGCGGGAGGAAGGCGGAGCAGGAGUUGUGGAAUUGCUUCAGGGUAUUGAAGCGCACGGAGGACAAACGGAUGGAUGA
Musa acuminata AAA Group (dessert banana) is the source of this 444-nucleotide messenger RNA. RefSeq lists its product as uncharacterized. Gene Ontology annotation, biological process: root development; shoot system development. Bases 1 to 444 code for a protein of 147 amino acids. The transcript has a single exon. NCBI's taxonomy places the organism in Eukaryota, Viridiplantae, Streptophyta, Magnoliopsida, Zingiberales, Musaceae. The record is from RefSeq and is a predicted model, not a curated record.